AUGGCCUCUCCCUCUGUUCCGACCUUUACUUUUUCUACUACUACUACUCGUUCAAAUUCAAUUCCAUCUAUUUUUUUCAAAAACCCUCACCACUUGCCGCUAAAACCCAUCUCAAAGAGGACCAGCUUAUUGGCCUUGUGCGGCACUUAUGAAGCCGCGUCUCGGGGCUUACCCAUGGACCAAUUCUUUGCACAAGACGGUGGAACCACUAAUAGGAAAGGAGAACAAGAAAACCCGAAAUUGGACGCUGCCCACUACGAAGCUCUGCUCAGAGGUGGUGAACAGGUCACGUCUGUUCUUGAAGAAAUGGUCAAACUCUUAGAAGAUAUGAACAUGGAUGAAGCAUCUGAAGAGGUGGCAGUACAUUUGGCUGCACAGGGAGUGAUUGGGAAGAGAGUUGAUCAGAUGGAAUCAGGGUUUAUGAUGGCUCUCGAUUACAUGAUUCAAAUUGCUGAAAAGGACCAGGAUGAUAAGAGGAAGUCUCUCUUGGAGAUGAUUAAGGAGACUGUGUUAUCCCAUCUCACCAAAGAAUGUCCCCCUCACGUUCAAGUGAUUGGCCUUCUCUGCAGAACUCCCCAAAAAGAAAGCAGACAUGAAUUACUUCGGCGAGUAGCAGGUGGUGGCGGUGUAUUUCAAAGCGAGAAUAAUACAAAAGUUCACCUUCCAGGGGCCAAUUUGAAUGAUAUAGCUAACCAGGCUGAUGAUCUUCUAGAGACAAUGGAAUCCCGUCCUGUUGUUCCUGAUCGGAAGCUGCUUGCAAGGCUGGUGUUGAUCAGAGAAGAAGCCAGGAAUAUGAUGGGAGGUGGAAUACUAGAUGAAAGAAAUGAUCGGGGUCUGAAUAUUCUUCCUGAAUCAGAGGUAAACUUUUUAACUAAACUUGUCGCUCUAAGACCAGGGAGAACUGUACGUGAGAUGAUAAAAAGUGUAAUGCAAGGAAAAGAUGAAGGUGCUGAAAGUUCUGAAGGUGAUGAAAGUAUCAUAGGUGAAAAAACAAGUGGAAUUGCAGGAAAGGCAAGUGUUACUGGUCGUAAAGCAAUACCUGUGCGCCCUGGCAUGUUUCUUGAGACUGUUUCCAAGGUAUUAGGCGGCAUAUAUGCAGGAAACGUUUCUGGAAUUACCGCACAGCAUCUAGAAUGGGUUCAUCAGAAUACACUUCAAAUUCUUGAAGAAAUUGCAUUCUAG
This is a messenger RNA of Fraxinus pennsylvanica, 1182 nucleotides long. Lineage: Eukaryota; Viridiplantae; Streptophyta; Magnoliopsida; Lamiales; Oleaceae. The record is from the annotation of a GenBank genome assembly.